ACUUGCUCGUGCUGCCAACUGUGCAAAUUGCUGCUGUAACACACAGUGGAGGCCAGGCUGGAUAGUUCUUGCUGUGCUGGGAACCCAUCAGGGAACUUUGAUGGAAUCACCACAGACUUUUACCUGCCCUUUUUUCCAGAUUUCCCAGGCUUUUGCUUCUUCAAAUGCGAUGACUCAGCAGCUACAGGAUGAAUUUGACAGUAGCGUGGAGAAUGCAGAAGCUUGGAUGAAGGCCAUCCAAGAGAGACUGAGGAUCAAUGACAACACCAAAGGACCUCGAUUUGCCCUAGAAGCCAGACUGAGAGAAACUGAGAAAAUACGUGCACUGGAACCAGAAGGCAGCUUGAAAAUGGACUUGAUUCUUGUGAAGGCAGACGCUGCUCUUCGCAGCAUCAGUGAGGAUAAGAAGCAUGAGGUACUAUCUAAACUGAGAGACAUUAAAGCCUUGUGGGAAGAGACAGCCAUAUACAUUACCCAUUGUCACAGCCGUAUUGAGUGGGUCUGGCUGCACUGGAGCGAGUACCUGAAAGCCGAAGAUGAGUUUUACACAUGGAUUCGCAACAUGAGGGUGACCUUGGAGCCUGACAUUGAGUUGCAGCUUGGCUUAAAGGAGAAGCAGUGGCAGCUGAGCCAUGCUCAGGUUCUGCUGAAUGAUGUCUUAAAUCAGUCGGUCCUGCUGGAAAGGCUGCUAGAGGAAGCUGCUUCCUUGUUCAGCAGGAUAGGUGACACCAGUGUUGAUGAGGAUGCUCAGAAGAAAAUGAGAGUGGAAUAUGAAGGAAUCAGACAAGAAGCUCAGAACAGAGUGAAACUGCUUGAAACGAUAACCAAGGAACAUGAGCAGUACAGCGCCAAUGUCAACCAGUUUCAAUCGUGGCUGAAUGGGGUGACAGAAAGAUUAAACUGCUGCAUUGGAGAAGCAACCAAGGCUUCAACAGAGGACAAGUUAAAGGCACUGAAGGAAAUUGCAAAAAACAUUAGGAGUGGUGGAAAAAAAUGGAAGCACCUUGAAAAUCAGUGUGCAGAGGUGAUUGAGAAUACCUCUCCACUCGGAGCUGCAAGAUUGAAGGAUGAACUUGAAAAGCUAAGAAAAGCCUUGGAGAAGUUGAAAGUGCUAAGUAGUGAGGAGGAGGAGAGAUUGCUCAAGAUCCAGCAGUCAGAAAGUGCCUAUGAGUACCAAGCCAGACAAUUAGAAGCAGACAUCCAGGAGCUGAGAAAAGAUCUACAGAGACUAGAAAAUGACUUGGACCCUGGGGAAGGGGAAAAGACUGAAGAUGAGCUUGUAGCUCUGUGGAGAAAAUGCAAUGCAACAAGAGCUGCUCUAUCUGCAGAAGAGUCGAAGGUUGAGAGGCUGAAGGCUGAGCUUAAGGAACUGCUACGGUUUUCCCAAGAUGUGCAGCCACACGCUGAGAGCGUUGUCUCUGCAAUACAGCAGUAUCAAAGUGUAAAAGGCAAGACUUCUAAAAUGAGCACUGAUACAGAAACUCAACUGGGAAGACUCUUCCAAAAUCCUCUGCAAAAUUUUGAACAGUGGAAGCCAUCGGUCCAGAUGCUCCUGGAGACUCCAGAGCCAGCACUGGCUCACAUUGAGGCUGCUCUAGUUGAAAGCUCCCAGUUCAAAGAGAAGUUCAUGACAUUACAGCUGAAGAAAGAUUUGCUAAACAAUGUCCUCGGUGAGGAAAAAGCAGAGUCUUUCCUUCAAGAAGUAGCUGAAGCUUCAAAAGAGAGAGAAAUUCUACACAAAAGUCUGCUGCAAAGCAAGAGCAAACUCCAGAAUUUGAUAUUGCAGCAUAAGAACUUUGAUGCUGGUUUUGCACCCUUGCAGAAGAAAUUAUCUGCCAUCAAAGCCAAAUUAGAUCUAGAGAAGGAAUCACGACCUGACCUCUUGGGUAAAAAGACACAGCUCCAGAGACUCCAGAUGAUCCAAGAUGACUUGGCAGAACUUGCGAUUCACAUGGAGGAGGUAGAGAAGCUUGUUCAGUCAAAUACCACACACAGGCAUGAAAUGAACCAACUUUCAUCUGACUUUCAGGCCCUGAAAAGAUCACUGGAGGUGAUGAUACAGCAGAGUGAGGAUCAUGUUCAGAAGCACUGGGCAUAUAAUGACAAACUGUCAGACCUCCAGCAGUGGAUCGCAGUAACCACGGAGAAGAUUGAUUCCUACCAGGACGCUGAUGGAGAGCAGAACAUCGAGGGCAGGGUAGAAGACCUUGAGAGAUGGCUAGCUGAGUUUCCAGAUAAGGAGAUCCAGCUGCACCUUGUGGAAGCUCAUGGCCAGCUGGUCAUGGAGAAUUCUUCUCCAGAGGAGACUGCCCAUGUCCAGGCAGAGCUGGAUCAGCUGAAGGAGUCGUGGAAAUCACUUAAGGAGAUGGCAACUGGUCUUCUCAAAAAAUGGCAGUUAGAUAGACCAGUGGCUGAUAAGAAGAAGAAAAGAGCACUUACGGACAGCAGAUGGAUGUCUAGACCUGCCUUCCGUCUUUUAGAUGUAGAUCCCAACCAUAAGCAGGAGAAGAUGGGAGAAAGGCAAAACACAAGCAGCCACUGGAAGCUCCUACACAACUUCGAAGAGUGGCUACGAGGAGAAAACAUUGAACUGGCCAAAAUUCUUGAUGGGACUCCAUCUUCCACAGAGGAAAUUAAGGCACAUCAGAGAAAACUUGAGGAGCUGCAGUCUCAUGUGCCUGAUGGUCAGCGUCAAUUUGAGGAUCUUCUUCACCUUCAUUCUGUCACUGGAGAUUCUGAGGAUCUGGAGGACCUGCGUUACCGAUGGAUGCUCUACAAAUCUAAACUGAAAGAGUCCAUGAGUUUGCCAAUUCCUGGAUCUUGGGAAGAACCAGACAGGUUCAGAAAGAAGCGCUCUGGAGGCGUGUGCUCAUACCUGCAUCGAGUGUGCUGGGCGGCACUGCCAUUGCAGCUCCUCCUCUUGCUCCUCCUGCUCCUGGCCUUCCUCCUGCCACUGGCAGAAGAGACCCACAGCUGCACACUGGCCAACAACUUCGCUCGGUCCUUCAAGCUGAUGCUGAGAUACGAGGGCCCACCCCCAACCUAACUUCUUGGCAUGGCACGAGGUGACGGGCAGAAAUACAGACUCUUUGUUUUUAACAAUUGCAACUAUUGUAGAUUUUAGGGCUUCUAACAAGGCUGUCAUAUCAACUGGAUAGGUCACAUAAGUGCAGCAUAAGAUUAGUCCAAUUUAAUCAGGUAUUUGAGCAAAAUUAAUAUUUUUACAAUAUUUUAUUAUUAUAUUUAUAACAUGUAUAUAGAGACUGUCUAUGUGUAUGUAUGUACAUAUAUGUAUAAAUGCAUAUCUGUGGUCAAACUAACAUACAUCAUCCACUCAUCCGCUGUUUUAAGGAUAAUCCUGGGAUGUUUCUGUUUCUGCCAUCUUUCAGCAAGCAAAACUGAAGGAUGGUUUUGUUGUGGGGUUUUAUGGGCGAUUUUUAAAAUCAGAUUCUUGUUGUUUACAACUGAAGUCAGAGCACGUGUGGAAACAUGUGGGCACACACCACAGUGCAAACUGGAGAGCAGAUACAGUAGGAUCAGUUUUGAAUACAGUGGUUGACAUUCAGCCCAAGAAAGAUUUGGACUAUUCAAUUUGAAAUCUUGAGCUACUUUUUCAGUAUCUGGGUACAGGGAUUUCAGAAGCUAAUGGAAAUGUCGCUACUGACUUCAGUUGGAGUGGGGGUGGACCUCCUCUUGUUCUCAUUUUUUACCAGAUUUCUUCUCCAAUUACUGUGUUCUCUAGCCCACCUGAAUCAGGAGAGGUAGAAUACAGUAGGAAGAAAGUUGAGAAAAAAGAAUAUAUUUUUUUAGCAUCUCUUUAGCAGGAUAACUUUUUAAAAUUAGGUCAUCAUUUUCUGAACAAAUUUGUGAGCACUGAACAAAACCUUGUAUCAUCUGUCUUGCAUAUAAAAAGCAAUGGGGUUUUCUCUGUUGUUUGUGGGGGUUUGUGGUUUGUUUUUUGGUUUUUUUUUACUUUAUAAAGAGGCAUUUAGUAACGGAUCAUAAAGCCUGAACAGUGGGAUGCAGCCUGCCUCAGUUUCAGCAAAGCAAAAGUCACAGGUACUUUAAUAAUGCCACCCUGGAAACACAAUUCUUUCCUAGGAUGCUUUUAUAUUAAUGGUUUAUUGAAAUGAUGCAAACUGAUUGUAUCAAAGAAAGUCAAGUAUAAGUUUCCAUUUAGUCUAAACUCUAAAAUUAUGACAACUUGUCAUUUAUUUACCUAACCUUAUGCCUGAUUUAUCAAAUUUUGAAUGUACAUUUUAACAUUGCCUUUUAAUGUAAAAGCAAUUCUCACCUUAUUGUGAUGAAGCCAUUCUUAGUGGUGUUUUAAUUAGUUGGUUUCUGAAAGAAAAAAUAAUUUCUACAAAUGUGUGCCAUUUUUGAGAGCUAACCCAUAUUGUCUCAUGGUUUUAGCCACAGUAGUAAUCAUGAAAAAAAAAAUUUAACAGCCUCCUGGCUGUGUUGCAGGAAGAACUUGUCUUCUGAGUAUCAGUAUGGGGUAUUCUGUGUUGUUUUCGAAGCAAGUUCCAAAAUAAUAUAAAAUCUGUCGUGCAGCUAAAUUAUGUAGUAGCUGAGAGACUGAAGGUGGCAGUCACUUAUUUAACAAAACCAUUAAAGUUUUGCUAAAGAAGCAAACUUGGGUAAAAUAGGGAGGUGGAGCAGCAAGGAGCUCAUUAUAGGCACAGAAUGAGGGAGAACAGGCAGUGUGAAAGAGGAGCAGCUAAACAUAGAGAAGAGAGGUGUGCAACAAUUUAUAAAGCCUAAGAAAAGGAGUCACAAUUAACAAGAGGACAAAAAUAAAGGCUCUGUGGAGGAAAAAUCUCAGAAUCUUUUUUUGGUUCCCUCUCCCUGCUACAGUAUUGGUACUGCUGCAUAUUAAACAGCUUUUCUUCAGUAAGAUUUAAAUGUGGCAAGUAACAGGGACACUACCAGUGUUCUGAGGAGACCCUCUCACUGUCUUCCUAAUAAUGCUUCUGACUACACUGGGUUUACCAAUGUUGGAUUAAAAUGCCAAAAUUCUGCUAAAAAUGUAAAGGAGAGUCUAAGUUGAAGGAGAUGGUGAAGGCAGUCAGAGCCCAAGGAUGGCAUGAGGAGGAGCUGAGCUGAUGUGGAUUGAAACUUGACUGUCUGGGGGUAUCAGAAGAGCUCUCAGAGCAGGCAGAGGGGACUGGAAGCAGAAAUAUGAGGAGACUGGAUAACUGCUGAGCAAUAAGACAUGCACAUCAGGAAGGAAAGGAAAGCCUAUGAUUUCUUUCAUGACAGAGCCAGAUCUUUCUUUGCAACUGUUCUUUCUGGUGGCAGAGGACAUACCUCUUCCUCUGCUCUGAUUAUCUGUGCAAGUGCCAUGCACAUUCCAACACCCUUCCUCUAAAAAUUGCUGUCAGCCCUAAGGGAAGAAACCCUUGAGGCUGCCCAGCAAGGAGCUAAUAAUGACACACAUCUCAUUUCAAGUUAAAUCUUCCAGCAGAAAAGAAGUGUGGGGGCAGAGGGGCAGUAACAAAACCAGCUCUGUGUGAUUGUGGAUACGUGUAGGUGUGCACACACUUUUUUGUGACGUGGCUACAUUGCACUUCUCUGGGUCUUGCUGAGCUGUUCCAGGUGAUGAAAGUAAAAUACCAGUGAGAAAGUAAAAAUAAUGAGGAGUAAUAAAGCUGCAAGUGGAAAUCAGUAGGGAGAUAGAAAAGUUUUUUCUAUGAAAGCACAAAAUCUCACAUCAGGUUUCUUUCUGCCCAGCCUGUCUGAUCUGGGUGAUUUGUAUGGGUUCACGGAUGCAUUUGACACCACAGGAGUGUGCAACUGGGGGGAAAAAUUUCUACACAGAGGAUUGUAAGAGAACAACUGCAUCACCACCUUGAUGUUUCAGUUUGUGGCAGGUUUUAAAAAAAAAACCAACAAAAAACAAAACUAAAUUAGAAACACACUUUUGCUGCUGGGAUUGCAAUCAAUUUAUUCUGUAGGUCCCUUGUCUGUAAUCUUGGAAAUUUUUGCUUUAAAUCUCAGUCGAUCCAUUCUCAUUAACUUAAGUAAUCUAAAUAUCUCACAUAAGUGAUGAAUAUUUCUACUUUUUUGCCAUGAAAACUAUUCAAAGAAGAGGACUUUAAUGUUCGUGUCACUAAAAACAAUUUAAUUCUUCCAUAAUGUCAUUGAUGUUACCUGUCCAAGGCAGGUAUGAGAUUUUUCUAAGAAAGAAAGAAGUAAAAAAAAAAAAAAAAUCACAAAAGUAUGCUUGGAAUAUAAAUACAAAAUUUACUUUCUUUUUUAUUCUCUUGUGAUUUUUUUUUCUGAAGUCAGUGAUACUGAUUCCUGGAAGUGUAUGUAAAUAUUAAUCAAGUCAGUAAUUGGAAUAAUGAAAACAAACUACCCAGUCCAGCUUCCAGGAAACUGUACAAAUCUCCGAUUCCUCAAAACACAAACUAAAUCAUACUGUUUCCAAAUCAGUCCUGAAAAUCUUGAGCACAGUUCUUUAUCUUUGCUCACAGAUGAUUUGGUGGUUAUACUCUCACUUUUGAGCCUAUAAAAUCCCCAGCUCAUACAUCUCUGACAUCCAGUCAUAACUGAGGUGUGUUAUAGCUCAGGUUCAGACUGGGGCCACUGCCUUAAGACAUCCCUUGCCAAAACCUGGGAUGCACAAAAUAGAUAAGAGUCCAAAACUGAGGACUUGCACUACUUUACCCCAAUCCAGAUCCAACCACUGUUAAAGGAUACUAAAACACUCUAAAAUAUAUCAAAUAUAUUUGAGGUUGUAAAUUGUUUGUGCACCUGGUUCAGGCCAUGUAGCCUGUACUCCAUGCAGAUACCCUGUCUGUUCACAGAGCAGAGCCCUUACAGGUCUCUCCCAGUUCUUUUGCCUGCACUGUUGGACCCAGUGUUUGAUUGACCAUAUUAAUGACCCUUCAGUGUUGAAGGCAAAACCCUGCACUCCAUUGCCCAUGCGUUACAGUAAGAAUUCUGCACAGCCCCAAAGGCACACUUCAAACACAACCUUUGGCAAGAAAGCAAGCCUAAUUUGUACAUUGUAAUUGAUUUUGAAGCCAGAUGCUUUCAACAGAAUUUUCCAUGACAGCAGUACAUUGAGGUGGAAAAUUGCUGUUGUGCUACGUGUCUAUUAACAGCCCUUUUUCUAAUUCCAGCUAGCAAUUUAAGUGGUAUUAAAUAUCAUUUAUAUAUACCCUCUCCAGAAAUCCCUGUAUGAAAAAUAUGUUCAGUUCUGAGCAUACACAUUAUAAAUGUUGUAUUCCUCUGCUAGCACUGAAUCUCCAGAGCAGUCAUGUUUUCUACCAAGUGCUACCUUAUUUGUAGUGACUGAGAUACUAACAAAACUCAAACAUUUGAGGCUGUAAAUAAAGCUACUAGCCUAACUAGUAAAACCACCUAAUGAUCACUGAAUAGUUUUAAGAGCUUUCAGAAUGGCUUUACACUUCUCCUUAAUCCCUUUUUUUGGAAUAGUUGAAGACCUCAGAGAGAAGAAAUGUGUCCAAAAAAUGGCCAUCACUAGAUAGACAGAUGGUAAUCUCUGCACGUCAGAAGAAAUAGCAUGGUCUCUAUAGCUGCUCUAGGACCUCAGGAGUUUGCUCCAUCUGAUCUCCUCUUCAAUAUUAAAUAGGGAAUGUUUUACUUUGAUGUGUACAUACACAUCUCAUUAGCACUAAAGAGAUUUGAAGAGUCAGUUCAUGUACAAGAAUUCUUUUAAAUUGUGUCGACAAGAUUUCCUCUUUUGUUCAAAAAAAAUUUAAAACUGCUGUGUGACAGAGAUUCCCAGAGCAAACAAAGCCUUUUGGAAUAACUGAACAUUACAGACUGAAAUUAAAUUGUUCACCAUAGGAAACUGAAGAAAUAGUUUUACCUUUCAAGAAAUGCUGGUAUAAACCCCCCAAUAAACAUAUCUUUGCCAGGCAUCACAUCUGUCUUUCAAGUCAUAGAUUGUGUACCCAGCUGGCUGUGAGAACUGCUUUUGGAGACUUUACUAUCCAUUGGACAGUAUCACUUGCUAGUGUGCAGCUGAAAACUCAUGUGCCCAACCAACUAUAUCAGCUUCUUCUAGAGUCACUGGGGGCUGUCGAGGAUAUUCUUAGCAGUUCUCAGAUCACUGACCUGCUCUGAGCCAUUACAAGUUUAUUGCAUUAAUCGAUCUGUCAGUGUUUGGCAACUCUGAGAAACCAGUUUAUUAAAACACCAAAGAUAAUAUUUCUGUUACAGACAACAUGAUUCAAUCAAAAACCACUCUUGUUGCUUUUGCCAUAUUUAAACAAAGAUAUCUGUUGGUUAUACUGGAAUAUAAACAGUUUAGUUGUAGGUAUUGGGUAACUGUGUUGGACAAGGCAUUCUGACUUGUACAUGUCUGUUUAAGAAUUGUGGGUUCAUGUUGCACUUGUUCCAUGGUAAAACAACACAAACCAAAGAUUCUUGAAUGUAGCAUUUAAAAAAACCAAAACCAAACAGCAAAGCAGGAUAGAAUAAUCUGUCAUCAUCAAUCAGUUGAUUUUUUUAUUAUCUCUUUGUUAUUAUCUCUUGUCUAUCCAAUUUAAAAUAUGACUAUGUGUCUACAAGAGAGUCAUCAGUAGAUCUGGGAAAAAAGGAGUAUAUAUCAGGAAUAUACCAAUUCAAACAGUAGCCUAACUGGCACCUCUGUUCUCUAACCUGCUUCAGCAACUGCCAAAUUUUACCUCAUUGUACUGUGAGCCAAACACCCUCCUCUUACUAAAGCAUGGGUAUGAUAAAACUGCCCAGGUUAAGGUACAACAUCCCAGUGGAAGUAGCAGGAGACAUUAGGUGUUCAAAAGGCUGCCUGAUAUCUUGAUGCAAGAGAGGAACUUGUACAGCUGGCAUAAUGAGAGCAGUCCAGGACUAAUGGCACAGGAACAAGGGCUUGCCGUCCUGCCUUGCCAGACAAAAUUUUGACAGUGGCCAUCGGUUUCAUGUCCUUGACUGUGGAAGGAGGGUCCCCUCAAGGUGAUUCACUCUAGCUGAGAUUUGAGCCCUGGAAGUAGCUUUUUCUUUUCGUUAAAUACAGAAUAAACUGCUAAAUUAAACCCCUCAGUGACAGAUUAAUGGUAGGUGGUGGGCCCUGAUGCUCCAGGAAAAGAUACAGGAAAUGCUAUUGUAGAUAGAAAACGAGUCAUGAUGAUCUCUGUUCAAUCCUUAGGAGACAGAAGUUCAUUGUAGAGCUGAAGUGGGAGUUUUUCUGUUCCUUCGCAAGUAAAUGUCAGGUGUUGUCUUUAGUCUUCUGGAUUUUGGGGGUGAGUCUGCUCAGUGCCUUGCUGAAUGCUAGUGGCUUUCUGGCUUCAGAGCUGUUUAUAACAGUAAGCUCCACAUUCUUCCUAUGAGUUGUGUGGAAAAGGUAAUCCCUGAACUGGUUUUGAAUCAGAAACUUCUUGUUUGAGGGGUGGGCAUGGUUUGAUUUUCCUUCUUUGGCCCCUUUGUGUUGAAUCCAAGGAAGCAGAAAGACCAGCACUACCCUUUCCAGACCAUACAUUGUCUUUCCUUCUUUUAUGAGAGCAGAGGAGGUUUGGCUUUGUCUCCUUUCCAAAGUAAAUGUUACCAGUCUUUUAUGCUUUUUUUCCUGUUACAGUUCUUCCAGUCCCUAGAUCGUUCCUCUUAUGAUCCUAGAUCAUUUCUCUGAAGUGUUUCCAGUGGCAUUUCUUCCUCAAUACCUAGAGCAAAAAAUCUGAUCCGGUUUCAAUAAAUUUAAAUUCAGUAAAAUUUUCCUCCACUGCAGUUCAUCCUGCAGAUGCUCUGCCUGUUUCUACUGCCCCCUAUGUCAAAACAACCUUCAUCACUAUCUGAGGGGACUCUGGUCCUGGCCAGCCAUCUCUUCCAAGUCUCCUGGCUGUGUUCUGCCUUCUGUUUUGGCUCAGGAACUGCCCUUAAUAUUCACAUCUGCAGACAGGAGUAUGAGGGUGUUGCUUAACAAACAAUUAUUAAUAAUGAAAGCCUUGCUAUUAGCAUUGUUCAUAUCCUGCCCAGACCCUUUUCUCCUCUCUAAGCAGGUUUUGAUGUAUAAUCCAAUUACUGAGUGCAGAAAAUUGCCCCUUAAUCAGUGCAGACGGGCGGUGUUUCAGUUUCAGCUCUAUUAUCCUCACAUUGUCACUGCCAGUGUAAGUGCUCACAUGUGCUGCUGGGCUGGGGCUGAGUGCUCCAGGGUCUGUGCCCUUGAGCUGCCAGGAGUGUUUGAAUACAUACACCCUAAAUAAGCCAGGACCCUUUUCUUGAGCAGGGAAAAAAAAAAAAAAAAAGAAGAAGAAAACUAAAAUGGGCGCUUUUAACAAACUGAUUUCACAACUCAUUUAUCAAGCUCUAUAGCAAACCAUUUAUUUUAGCUCCUUUUUGCUCCAUCAAAAGCUGUGUGUUAAAAGGCAGAGGUGGAUUUUGAGGGGCUGGGAACUGAUGGCUGCAGUGCCACCAGCCCUCACCAGCACCUUACCGAGAGGCCUCCCGCUAGAAUUCCGGGGUGGGAGCUGUAAUUUCUCCUGAGGUGAAUCUCACCUUCAAAAUCAAAUUAUUUCUUUUGUCAAGUCUAAUAAGCAUUGAACACCACAGACUUUGUUUCACUACAGAUAUGAAAGAAUGCCUCUGUAGAGUACUUUCCAUUGCUAUGAAAUACAUAUGUAUGUAUGUGUAUAUAUGUGUGUAUAUAUAUAUGUAAUGGGGAGUGUAAUUAUUGUUCUACUUAAAGAAAAGUGACAUUCCACUUCAGUGUAACUUGUGCAGCUUUUAAGAGAAACUGUGUCUUAAAGGGAAGCUGAAAGGGUUUAGAGGUAUAUGUUUUAAUGAGCUUUAAUAAGCUCUGAGUUUGAGUUUCAGUCUCUAGGGCAAAAAGCAGCCAAGAUGAUUUUCCCAUCACCUUCCCAGAUCACACCCUGUAAGAAUUUAACCUGGGAGGCACUGCUUGAGCACUGGCUGUUCCUGAAGGUAUUUGAAUGUUGCAUGUGCUAACUGUGUGUCUGUCCUCAAAUGUAAGCCUCCGUUUUGUAGAUGGGCUUGACUGGGAGGUGAAGGACACACCCUUGUUUUGCUCCAAGACCCUGAUGGUAAUUUUUGCCUCAGCAGAUAUUUUCUCUUUGAUCAGUGUAACUCCUUCUGGUUUUUUAACUUCUAAUUUGUGUUAAGUAAGUUUAUCAGGUGAUUCCAGGAAGGCACACUCCAUCUGCCCAGCAUCAGAGCUUCCCUUCCAGCAACAUACCUUCUUCUCAUUUAUUUACUUGACUGUACUGGACCACUGUGAAGCAAUUACACAAGCAAUAACGCAGGUGUUGCAUUUUUCUGUCAUUGCCUUUUGUAAGAUGCUCUCCGUUGACGUUGAAAAGUGGUGGGAGACCCAGAAGCUGCAUUGUUGUUUACUUGCAAUAUAACCAAUGCACAGUGUUCCUACAGAGGGCCUGUCCUCACUCCUUAGAGCAGCUGGCUGUCUCAGGCCCAAUUUAAUUCACAAGGCUGGAUUAUAAACAGUUUUGGAUCUCUUCACCAACACUCAAUCAAUCUUGCUUCCAUCAGUUUUUGUGCUUUUGUUUAGUUUCGAGCUAGAAGAAAGUUUAAAGAAAUGUGCUAAGACUCCCAUGUAGGGUGAGUAAAUAUCGCAUGUGUUUCACAAAAAUUACAACAAAAUUAAGGGAUUUGUUCUCACAUUGAACAGAACUAAUAAGAAGUUCUAACUGAAGUAUUAAGAAGUUAUUAAGAACAGCCUGGAGAGAAGUUUCUGCAAUCAAAUUGUUCUCUGCUUUUAAUUUAAAAAUCAGCAAAUACAAAUGAGGUAUGUUUUGCCACCUUCUUUUAGAAGUGACCUGAAAUUAAAAUUUGAAUCCUCCCUAACAGGAGGUUUAUUGCUGUGGAUCUAAAUUGCACCAGUAUGUCCCACGUUAGAUCACCCGCCUCUGGGCAGAGGGAAAACCAAAGGCUGUUCACAAGAGAAACUCAUGUUAUGAAUGGUUUUAAAAUUCCUUGGAGCUCCUAUCCACUUCCAAAUGUCAGUGAUGAGAAGGAUCAGAAACCUUCCUUUGAACCCUGUCAUUUUGCAUGUUGAAAUCCUGGCUUGAAUUCAGGUCUCCACCUCAGCUUCUUGUAAAUGUUAAUAUUCAAGUAGAACAAAAACCUUAGAGGCAAUUACAGCAUGAACAUCUCUUCUUGUUUAUGUAUAGUAGCUGAUAGCAGAGUCUGCAAUAAUAAUCUGUGUUUAUACAUGUGCUGUUUAAUGUAACAGUUGGGUACAAAAUACCUUUUAACUGUCACAAGAAAAUAACUGGAUUGAUGUCACUUUUUGCUUGUAUGAAUAUAAUUAUUUGCCUUGCAGGGACCAGCUCCAGUUUUGUCAUGUUAUUUAUGAUUUUUAAAUACAAUUGUGAUAAAUUAGGCUCGUUUCUAAGAUAAACAAUACUGGAGCCAAGCAGCUGCCUCUGUACAUGUGCAUGUUAUCACAGCUGAUAUCAAGUCCAAGUCAGACUCCUUGUCUUGCUUGGACCUUUCUUUAACCUUUCUGGCUUAUUCAGGGAAAUGUGGACCAGUCUAUUUUCUUAUUAAAAAUAUGGCUUUGUGAAAAGCUGAACUUAUUUUUUAAAUCCUUUCUUUUCUGAUUCAGAAAGACUGUAACAAUCAUAUUUUUCUAAACUGCCUAUUGUUUGUGUUGGGAAAUGAUAUACAGAUAUAUAUUUUACUCUACAGAUUUCCAUGUACUUUCAGAACUCUUUGUUUUCAUAUAUAUCUUCCUAUUUGCUAGAAUUAGCUCAAAAAGCUAUAAGCUUCUGUAUACUGACUCUAUGAAGUUCUAUAAAAAUGCAGUUGCAUAAAAAGACUGACUUUAUUUUUUAUGUAAAUUGUCAGAGCUAAGUCAUCCUUAGUGUUAUGCCACAUGAGAUGUAUGGAAAGAAAUCAGGUCAUUGUUUUGAAGGCUGGACAGCGUUAUGUGACACUUCCUAAAAAGUCUUGACUGAAAGUCAGGAGAAUUUACAUUAAAAAUUGUACCAUUUUGGGUCCUGAUUCUAUAGUUUUUUCACACUGUUUGGAACCUUAUUUCAAAAUUAGAGCUGUGGAAUUUCAUGGGAAACAUCAAAAAUAAGAGCCUAUGAUGUGUGAAUUGCUGUGAUAGAAUAAGGACCUUUUCCAGUGAAGAACAGGGCCUUUUAACUAGUUAAGAGGCUAUGUUUCCAGUGUUUCAGGACAACUUUUUGUGUUUUUUUCUGAGCUGUGGACUCCUCCUGUUUAUUCUGGAUUUACUCCAUAGCUGAAAUGCCAGAUUAAAUUGAUUGAAGCCCCAUGUGCAGAUGAACAUAAUAGAAAGCUGUGGUGAAAUAUUGCAGAAAAUGGCCUGAUUUCCUUCUUCAGAGCCAUAGUUAAAAUAACUCACAGCCUUGGCUUCUUUGCACCUGUGAAGCAGGGGCCCUUGCUUUGUACCUCAACUGUGGUGUAACAUGGAACGAUUUCUGCUCUCUGCCUGGAAAAUACUGUCUAUUCCUCAUCCUUGUCAAAGCAUAAUAUUUUCUCAAUUAAAAAAGUCUGAUUCUUCAAGACUCAUCCAGGAGUUAAGGGGCAGCUGGAACCUUCUGUGAUCUGACCACACUAUUGCAAAAGUUUAUCCCUCGGUGACAAAUAAAAUAUGAUGUAACUUUGCUGUUUGCAAGGAGGAUAAAGAGACUGGAAAUUCAUCACCCCAAGCCCUUGUGACUCUUCUGUGAUGCUCCACUGUUACCAAUGAACUAUGUUGAAUCAGAUUAUAAAAUCAGAGUAUUUUAUUGCAUGUGUCCUUUUUUGAAAUAAAAAUAUAGUUGUAUUUGAUGUUGCAAUUAUAAUGAAGUAAAUAAACACGUGCAUUUCUUUUUAA
Molecule: messenger RNA, 13807 nt
Organism: Myiozetetes cayanensis
Lineage: Eukaryota; Metazoa; Chordata; Aves; Passeriformes; Tyrannidae
Gene: SYNE3
Product: spectrin repeat containing nuclear envelope family member 3
Exons: 18
Coding region: 101-3046 (981 amino acids)
Biological process (GO): nuclear migration
Cellular component (GO): nuclear outer membrane; cytoplasm; meiotic nuclear membrane microtubule tethering complex
Molecular function (GO): actin filament binding
Source: RefSeq, a predicted model, not a curated record